UUUAUCUUUCUAUCUAGUGAUGGCACCUGCGUAACGUCAAUUAGCAAUUUGGGUUUCUUGUAAUGGUUUUUAUUUCCAAACAACUCAAAUGAAUAUUGGAAAUUAAAGUGAUAAUAACAAAACAAAAAGUGAAUUUGACUGUGUUGUGAUGUCUAAUUUAAGAAAAAGUGUAUUAUCCUGGGGUCAAAAAAAAUUUGCGGCGAAUGCUAAUGAUUAUAGCCCGGUAAAAUGGUCAAAAUAUUUUGUCAGUCAAAAGGAUGUCUUUAUUGGCAACAAUAAGUUUCAUGUUUACACAAUAGGAGAAAAUGGCCCUCUGUUGGUCUCAAUACAUGGUGGUGGAUAUUCUGCCCUUACAUGGUCAUUGUUUGCCGAAGAAAUAAUACACAGAAUUGAUUGUCAAUUAAUAGCAAUUGACUUGAGAGGCCAUGGCAGUACAAUUACUGAAAAUGAUGAAGAUCUUUCUUUGGAAACAUUAGCAAAAGAUAUAACAGAUGUUCUGUUGACUUUAUAUGGAGAGUCUAUGCCUCCAAUUAUUUUGGUAGGUCACAGUUUGGGUGGUGCUGUAGCAGUUGAAGCUGCAUCACUUAUCAAUGCAGCAGGCGUUUGUGUGAUUGAUGUAGUUGAAGGAACAGCUCUUGAAUCUUUGUCAUCAAUGCAAAGUAUUUUACGUGGACGCCCAUCAAGUUUUAAAACUAUUGAUGAUGCUAUUCAGUGGAGCUUCAGAGGAGGACAAACUCAUAACUUAGAAGCUGCUCGUGUAUCUAUGCCUGGUCAAAUAAAAAAUGUUAAAACAGGAGUUUUGGCUGCUGAAGAUGCUGAAAUUGAGAAAGUCAUUCAAAUUGAUGGUCCACCUAAACAAAAAAAAAUGGUUCAUCAGCGUUCUGCUGAUGCAAUAGAUGAAGAAGUAGAAGAUGAAAUUAAAAGUAGUGAUCAAGGAAGUAGUCACAAGCUUCCUCCAGCAAUUUCCUCAAAUGGUAAUGAUAACUUCAGGCAUCCUUCAACUAACAACUAUGUAUGGAGAAUUGACUUAAGCAAAACAGAACCGUUUUGGACUGGAUGGUUCAAAGGAUUAUCACAAAAAUUUCUAGAUAUUCAUUCUCCAAAAGUUCUGCUUCUUGCCAAUAUUCAUGGUCUUGAUACGUCUUUAACAGUAGGUCAGAUGCAAGGAAAAUUUCAACUUCAAGUAUUGCCAAGAUCAGGACAUGCAAUUCAUGAAGAUCAGCCUCAUCAUGUUGCUGAUAUUAUAGCUGGCUUUUUAGUGAAGCAACGUUUAGCUGAACCUAGAAAUGGGUUCACACCACAUAUGCCUGCUUGUUAAAUAACUUGCAGUACAUUUAGAAAAUGGAUACAAUUUUCUGGUUUAGAACUUAUUUAUUUUUGUAUUCACUUAUAUAAAUAUUGGCUUGACUGUGUAACUAUGAAAUAUUAAUAGUAUUUAAUGUAAGCAACCUCCUCUUCUUUUUUGAAAUUAAAUCAUGUUAAGGAGCAUUCUAUUGACACGUCGGCUCUUUUCUUAAAACUAAUGUAAUUUUCAUAAUUAAAUUAAUAUAUUACCUACUGUUAAAAUAAAUCUGUAAUUAAAAAUUAACUUGAAUUGUA
Molecule: messenger RNA, 1599 nt
Organism: Agrilus planipennis (emerald ash borer)
Lineage: Eukaryota; Metazoa; Arthropoda; Insecta; Coleoptera; Buprestidae
Product: protein phosphatase methylesterase 1
Exons: 6
Coding region: 149-1318 (389 amino acids)
Biological process (GO): protein demethylation
Molecular function (GO): protein methylesterase activity
Source: RefSeq, a predicted model, not a curated record